This is a messenger RNA of Perkinsus marinus ATCC 50983, 242 nucleotides long. Its product is annotated as zinc finger protein DHHC domain containing protein, putative. Gene Ontology annotation, molecular function: protein-cysteine S-palmitoyltransferase activity. The record is from RefSeq and is a predicted model, not a curated record. The transcript is spliced from 2 exons. The annotation marks the transcript as partial. NCBI's taxonomy places the organism in Eukaryota, Perkinsozoa, Perkinsida, Perkinsidae. Gene Ontology annotation, cellular component: endoplasmic reticulum; Golgi apparatus. Gene Ontology annotation, biological process: protein targeting to membrane; peptidyl-L-cysteine S-palmitoylation.
UGGUAGUAGCAUGAUAGUAAUCAGAGCCUCAUUGGGUGAUCCUGGAUACGUUGAUUGGACUAUACCUCCGGAUGGUAGUAAUGUAUGUAUCAAAUGUACCGGGUCAUGGAAGCCGUUAAGAGCACAUCACUGUAGCCGAUGUCAGAGAUGCGUAUACAGGAUGGAUCAUCAUUGUAUAUGGAUUAACAACUGUGUAGGGUAUAAGAAUCAGAAGCUAUUCAUAUUAUUCUUAAUAUACGUAA